Messenger RNA from Aureobasidium pullulans EXF-150, 1346 nucleotides. RefSeq names its product NAD(P)-binding protein. The record is from RefSeq and is a predicted model, not a curated record. Lineage: Eukaryota; Fungi; Ascomycota; Dothideomycetes; Dothideales; Saccotheciaceae. The coding region runs from base 253 to 1278 and encodes 341 amino acids. The transcript has a single exon.
GAACUCGCUGAUGAAUUGAUCUUGGAGAACAAUGGUCAGGAUUACCUCUCUCACAACGGAGUUAGGGAUUGAGCCCGUCGCUGUCGUUCCUCACGGAUGAUAGUUUGGCCAUGCGACCCUCAUGGAUAGCCAGCAAGCUGUAUAAGUAAGUACGACAACAUCGACAGCGGCAGAAGCAGAAACAGACAGUUCUUUCACAUCGCGUUCAAAACAACCCAACGACAAUCUCAUCUCCAGACUACAUCCAUCAGCAUGCCUGCUCCUACCAACCCAUUCCAACCUUACGCCGAAAGAUACCUCGACUACUCGAACGGCAAUGAUGCUAGACCCACAGCUCUUGAUGUCGUCAAAGAUCUUAACCUCGUUGACAAGCUCCAAGACAAAGUCAUUCUCAUCACAGGAGCAUCAGCCGGUCUUGGAAGCGAAACAGCUCGCGCUUUGCACGCAACUGGAGCCAAGCUCUAUCUCACCUUCCGUGAUAAGGCCAGAGGUCAAGCAAUUGCUGAAGAGCUCAUGGGUAGCAACCCUCAUGGAAAACGCCCAACCUUGAUCGAGAUGGAGCUCGCAAGUCUCGAUAGCGUCAGGGAAGCAGCCAAGCAGUUUCUCGACCAGGAGAAACGUCUUGAUAUUCUCAUCAACAACGCUGGCAUCAUGGCAGUGCCUGAAGGUCGUACCGUCGACGGCUUCGAGACGCAGCUCGGCGUCAACCACUUUGGGCAUUUCCUGUUCUUCCAGCUUCUCAAGCCUGUAUUGCUCGCCAGCGGUACCUCCGAGUCUCCAAAUCGUGUGAUCACCCUCUCGAGCGCUGGACACAAAGCCAAUGGAAUCUUCUUCGAGGAUCUUGACAUGAGCAAGCAAAGAUAUCAGCCCAUGAUCGCAUACGCUCAAAGCAAGACCGCAAACAUCUACAUGGCCAACUCUAUUGAACGCCAUUAUGGUGCCCGUAACCUCCGUGGAUUGUCCGUCCACCCCGGCCUCAUCUUCACCACACAGCUCGGCCGCCAUAUGUCUGCAGAAGAGAUGGAAGCGUUUGCUCCAAUGGCACAUCUUGCGAGAUCUCCCGAGCAGGGUGCAGCUACGUCUGUUUGGGCGGCUCUGUCUCCCCAUUUCGACAGUCGUGGUGGCCUUUAUCUUGCAGAUGCCGGUGUAUCGAGCUCUGCCGGCGAGGACGAGAACUUCGGUGGUCCCGGAUACGCUCCUCAUGCAUACGCUGAGGACGCCGAAGAGAAGUUGUGGAAGCUCAGCUACAAAGCUGUUGAAUUGCAGGAUGAGGAGUAGAUUUUGUCUCUCAGGGUAACAUCUAUAUCAGCACAUAAUCAACUUGUAUCGCAAUAAUUCGUAUCCAG